AAAGCCGAAGAUCAGCAAGAUAACGAUGUACAUAUUCAACUAAUUUAUUACUUAUCCCAGGAUUCUUCCGCAGGCACUUUUCUUUAUUGGCGGCUUGGCAGCCAACAGUGUAAGACAAAUCCACCCACUAUGGUUUUCAGCCCAUGGUUUCUGCCCAACUGCUAAUCAAUCCAAUUAUGAAUUUGCUUCUGCUUUUGCUUCUGCUUCUUGCUUGCCUUUCCACUUCGCCGAAAAGCCGCUUCUGCACCACCUCUAGCACCACUAUAUAUAUUGUACAUGCAUCAACAAAAUAGAACUAAUAAAUAUAUAUAUCUAUACUAGUAGUCAAAACAAGAGGUAAAAUUACGAAGAUUCUUGAAGAUGGCUCUAUCUGAGGGAUGCGGCAAAUCGGAGUCGAGAGGAUUCACCGUAGAGCAGGAAGCGCUCGUGGUGGAAUCAUGGAAGGUGAUGAAGAAGAACGCUGCGGAGUUAGGAUUGAAGUUCUUCUUGAAGAUCUUCGAAAUUGCACCGUCGGCCAGCCAGCUCUUCCCCUAUCUUCGCGACUCCAACGUGCCGCUCGAUAAGAACCCCAAGCUCAAGGCCCAUGCUAUGUCGGUUUUUGUUAUGACGUGCGAAUCAGCAGCGCAACUCCGUAAAGCAGGGAAGGUGACGGUGAGAGAGACGACGCUGAAGAAGCUCGGCACCAUGCACUACAAGUCGGGUGUCGUCGACGGACACUUUGAGGUGACGCGGUUCGCACUGUUGGAGGUGAUAAAGGAGGCAGUGCCGGAAAUGUGGAGCCCGGAAAUGAAGAAUGCAUGGGGAGAAGCUUACGACCAGCUUGUUGCAGCUAUCAAGCAGGAGAUGAAGCCCCUUCCUUGAUCUGACGCAUAAUAUAUUGAUCCCCUUUUCUGAACUUAUACACAUUAUUAAGCUUUGAGUGAAAUUUAAUUUCAAUGGUAAUGAAAGCACAGAAAGGUUUAAAACUUUAAAUAAAGAAAUGUGUGUACGUGGUUUUGUUAGUUUCCUUGACGAUCUGACAAGUGCUGUGGUUUCAAUAAAUAGACCUUCCCAGUCAUGAUGUAAUAUUAUAUUAUAUUUCCCCUCCUCUUUUUUUUAUAGCAAAACAUGUGUAAUGUUUUGUGCCUUGCCUUUUCAAAUUACUUCAGUUUCAUACUUUCAUUA
Messenger RNA from Ananas comosus (pineapple), 1164 nucleotides. RefSeq names its product hemoglobin-2-like. The record is from RefSeq and is a predicted model, not a curated record. The coding region runs from base 361 to 861 and encodes 166 amino acids. Gene Ontology annotation, molecular function: heme binding; oxygen binding. Lineage: Eukaryota; Viridiplantae; Streptophyta; Magnoliopsida; Poales; Bromeliaceae. The transcript is spliced from 4 exons.